AUAACAACAACCAUUAGAAUAAAGAAUGUCUCUGUUUGGAAACACGGGGGGAGCUAGUAACCUGUUUGGUGGUGCUAAACCUCCUGCUGCUGGUACACCAUCACUCUUUGGUACACCUGCUGCUGCAGGUGGAACAUCUUUGUUCGGUGCUACGACCGGUGCACCAGCAGCUAGCACACCCCUCUUUGGAGGAGGAACAGCAAAACCAAGCCUCUUUGGAGGAACUGCCCCCGCCGCCCCAACAGCAGCAACCAGCACUCCAUCCCUCUUUGGUAACCUAUCAUACAAUCCCGCUACAGCACCCUCAGCCACACCCGGGACUACCUCCCUUUUUGGGGGUACUGCUGCAGCUCCCACUGCAAAACCAGCUCUCUCCUUUGGAACAGCAGCCUCUACUGCAGGGUCUAUGUUUGGGGGAACUAGUACAGCUGCCGCGGUGACGGCAAGUGCUGCGACUACUAAAUCCUUGUUUGGGGGGUUAUCUUCUGCUGCCACCACUGCUACUCCUUCAUUAGGCGGUGGACUACUGGGAGCUUCCUCCGCAGGUCCUGCCAGCACCUCAACCACCACCACCGGCUCCUCCUCUCUCCUCAGUACCGGGUUUAAGUUAGGAGGAACCACCACCAGUGCAGCUCCUGCUUCUACUGGCCUCAGUCUCGGUGGUACCACAUCGAUAGCAAGCACGACCGCACCAGCAGCCGCCACCGCGACUACUACUUCAUCCUACUCGUAUAAACAGAUAGAGGAGCUGAUAAACAAGUGGAGUGUGGAUCUGGAGGAACAGGAGCAGAUGUUCAUGAGACAAGCUAACCAAGUGAACCAGUGGGACAAGUUACUGAUGAGCAACGCUGAACAAGUUCUAGAUUUAAAUAACGAAGUAGAAAAAGUGCGAGCAGAUCAGCAGCGGCUAAACCACGACCUGGACUUUAUCUCAUCUCAACAGCAGGAGUUGGAAGACAUGCUCCAACCUCUCGAGGAGAAGAUUAAAUCUGCAGGAGUGUCAUUAAACAACCAGUACUCGGAUAACGAGCGAGAAAAGACCUACUCCUUGGCAGAACACAUAGACGGACAAUUACAGCAGAUGUCAGGGGACGUGACGGAGGUUAUAGAACACCUCAACUCAGUCAACUCUAGCAACCAGGACGAGAAUAAUCCAAUGUACCAGAUAUCUAAAAUUCUAAACAUGCACAUGGACGCACUAGUGUGGAUAGAUCAACAUUCCAUAGUGCUACAGAAACGUGUGGAGGAUGUCAGCCUGCUGUGCGACGUUAAAAAACGGGAACAGGAGAAGAACUUCAAGAUGGCAUUCGAGUGAAGAUUUGCCACUGUUUUAAUUAAUUUAAUUAAUAUGUCGGAUUUAAUUAAAUAAAUUUUAACUAUGUAUUUAUAAGCGAGUUAAGUAUCUCAUUUCUUCCCAUGCAUCGCUUGCUGAAAAUAAAUGUUUGAAAGUAAACCUUUCUGCGUGCUGGGCCUGGGUUUCAUAAAAUAUUCUUACAUUCUUCAACCCUUAAUUUACAAAAUUGAAAAGAUCUGGAACGCGUUUUAACUAUCUUACAAUAUUUGUACGUAUUUGUAUUUAAAUUUCAACUCCUUCUUUAGGUAUCAUUCGCAGAUAAUUUACAUAUUCGAAA
This is a messenger RNA of Bolinopsis microptera, 1631 nucleotides long. RefSeq names its product nuclear pore glycoprotein p62-like. Gene Ontology annotation, biological process: protein import into nucleus; RNA export from nucleus. The record is from RefSeq and is a predicted model, not a curated record. NCBI's taxonomy places the organism in Eukaryota, Metazoa, Ctenophora, Tentaculata, Lobata, Bolinopsidae. Gene Ontology annotation, cellular component: nuclear pore; nuclear pore central transport channel. The transcript has 9 exons. Bases 26 to 1315 code for a protein of 429 amino acids. Gene Ontology annotation, molecular function: structural constituent of nuclear pore; phospholipid binding.